Messenger RNA from Xyrichtys novacula (pearly razorfish), 10539 nucleotides. Lineage: Eukaryota; Metazoa; Chordata; Actinopteri; Labriformes; Labridae. The record is from the annotation of a GenBank genome assembly.
ACAACAGCAGGAGUGAUCUCACCUCCUCUCCACCCCUCUCCUGUCUAUCGCUGCUGCUGCUGCUGCUGCCAGCCUCCUAAAAAACACCCGAGCGCAUUCAUCCGCGUGCAGAGCUGGUUCGCUGAGGUUUUCCUUAACUCCCGAGACUUCACGGUGGAUUUCCAGGACCAGGACCACUACUGAGCGAACCCGAGCCAUGGAAGAACUUACGGCAUUCGUGUCGAAAUCUUUCGAUCAGAAAACCAAGGAGAGCAGCAAAGAGAGUAUCACGUACAGGGAAGUUUUGGAGAGCGGCUUGACGAGGGCGCGUGAGCUGGGCAGCCCGGAGACGAACCUGCAGGACAUAACGGAGGGCUGCCCGGUGCAUCUGUUCAAGGACCAUGUCGAGCUGGAAAAGGAGAAACUGAAGGACUUUAAUGUUUCCAGGGCGACAGAGGGUAAGGAACUGAUCCGUGUUUGUGUAUUUGGGGGGAAAUGUCUCAAGUUCAGUUGUUUUCUACCGAGAGCGACGGCUUCGCUUUUCACAAAUCCAAACAAAUCCACGCGUCACGCCACUCUCUAACACAAUACACGUAACGUUAAGGUAGAUUUACAAUUAUCAAACAAAAUUCUGGUGUUAAAAUGUUUUAUUUCAUAAAGCAGGAGGCGGGCCCUUCGUGGUCUGUUCUUCCUUUUAACUCUUUGCUUUUUAGUUUUCACAGACGGAGUUUUACGCGAAACUAAACCCCAAUGUAUCAUUUAAUAAAACAAGCAAAACAUGUGUUUUUACCUAUUUUUAUUAUAUUUAAUUAUGUAUAAUUCAUUUUAUGCGCAAAAAAAGAAAUAUUCGGCGACUUUAGAGAAGGUGUAGUGGAAACCUCCUCUCGUCGAUUUUCUUCUCUUUUAUACUUUAACAGUAAAAAUCCUCUUCUGUGGGAAAUACUUGAUUUGAUUUGCUCUUAUUGAAACCUUCACCUAAUAGAUAAUUGUGCAGUAGUGCUCACUUUUACGAUAACACUCAGCACGGUUGUAAUCCUCUUGCAUGAUGCUUCUCUGAGUGUCAUUUUUAGAGUUUGUAAUUCCUCUAAAAUUAAAUAACCAAACACUAAACGCACUCUUUAUAAAUUCUGAAAAGCAUAUAUCUUCAUUAUUUAUAGAUUAUCCAGAGUCUAUUUGCUGGACAGGCCUGUAUUCACCCAGCAGUCAGAUAUAGUGUGUAGAGUUUCAGACAUUUAUUGUGACAUCUAUAUUAUUUUUACCUGUUUCUAUAUUUAUCCUACAGCAGGAGCAGGAAAAGCGUCUGAAUGUUCUUCUUUACUCUGCCUUAUAUUUUUCAUUAAUUGUCAGCUACAAGCCAAAAGCACAGCAUUAAUUAUCACCUCACCUUAUAUUUUAUUACAUCUUCUAAUUAAAUUUAUCUAGGCCACUCAGAACAAAAAAAAAAAACUACUGAAAAAAAAGAAAAAGAAAUAUGGAAAAACAAGGGAUGUAAUCUACCCGAUCACCUGUCAGGUGUGUUAUUUUUCACCAGCGCAUGCCUCAUAGUGCGUUAUGGAAUAAUAACAUACUCUUCAUAACCUAUAGUUGAUUGGCAGCCUUGCAGCGUAUUAAACGGGGUAAAUUUCAGACAUAUAAAGGUUUCAAAGUACUUCUAAAGUCCUCUGAUGAAAUGUUAAGAGUGGCAUUGUGUAUUUAAAGCCUCAUCUAUCCUUCUGUGUGUGUUUUAAAAGAAGGAAAGAUCUUUGCCGUUUAUCCCGGGCUUAAUUCUCUGCUCUUUGAAUAGCCUAUAACCUUAUUAGGCUUACAUGCCAUGGCUGACUGAUUCACUUCUAUAGCGGCUCUGACAUUACAUUAAGACUUAUGGAGGCUGCAGAUGCUGCUACAGGCCUCUCUCCAGAAGAUAUGUAUGCGCUGUUGCCAAAUUACCAAGCCUGAGGCCCCCCUAAAAGAGGGCCAAGUGUGGGUACACGGGGGCCAGUAAUGCAUGUCUGAGUGUUGAUGCAGUUCUUCGAAGAGGCUGACUUCUCUACUGUGUUUCUUGCGGGCCGUGAAACAGGGAUAUACGAGUGUAAGGAGAAGAAGGAGGACGUGAAGUCCGAGGACGAAGACGCUCAGGGCAAACUGAAGCAGCGGAGGAGUCGCACGAACUUCACGUUGGAGCAGCUGAACGAGCUGGAGCGGCUGUUCGACGAGACGCACUAUCCGGACGCGUUUAUGAGAGAGGAGCUGAGCCAGCGACUGGGACUGUCCGAGGCCAGGGUGCAGGUUAGAAAACUCUCUUUGUCUUUUCUUUUCUCUUUUUAUGUCUGCACUGUUCUUAUUUUUAAAAAAUGGCGUGCAUACGUGAAGCUGCUGCUGCGUGAGCCACAAUUGAGAAAGGAUGUUUAUUUGGACCAACAUUCCUUGAGGGACUGUUUGUGAGCCUGUGUACAGGGUUCAUCCUGUCCAUUUGCUAUCUUUACAUAAGAAUAGAGCUAUUGUAGGACCUUGUUUAUCCUCGGAAUGUUCAAGCAAAUAAAAUACAGGUUUGAAGUGCCAUUUACGCGCCAUUUUAGAGUUUUAUCAAUGUCCUAACAAUGCAUUAAUUCACUGUAGAUGAAAAUAAAAAAUAGUGCUGCGUGACAAUUCCUGCAAACCAAAUAUUGAUCAUCUUAUUUUACACAUUGAAUCAUGCACAGUAUUGCAGAUUACAAAGUUUGGCGUGGAGCUGGACAACCUUUUUGUGCUUUUAAAAAUACGAAUAAAUAUAAAUAUAUAUUGUGUCACGUUUAUGGCGAGUUUCCCCUGUUUUUUUGUGCUACUAAGAUGCAAGUCAGUUUACAAAAUGCAUAAAAUAAAUCUAAAGAUCUGAAAUAUGAAAGGCUCACUGGUGUGCAGGUUGACCUCACAAGCCCAGGAGAUGAAUAAUAUCAGAAAUAUUAUUGUAAUAUUCUUCAGGAAAUUCAUAGUGGAUUUAUCGUGUUUAUGAAUAUAGUUUAAAAGCUUUAUUUAUAUCUAUAAAAAUUCACAAGCUUGGAAAUUAAACUGCUUUUGCAUGCAAACUGCACAGGAUUUUCUUGCUCUAAUUUACCUGCAGUGAGGUUCUUCAAUAACAACGAACGUGCUUUUAUUUUGUAGUAUCGAUGAGUCUGUGAGUGAUAUCAAACAAGUGUAAACUGCUGCAAAUCGCGCGGGACCUAACAACCUCGUGAACUUACAGCUGCAGGCCUGCACAACCCAAAAACACUUCUCCGAUCCCAGCAGCCUUCAGGGGGUGGAGAAGUAGCAAGAAGAAAGAAAUCCAAAGCAAUCAUUAAAAUGAAUGAAGAGCCUGAAUGGCUGCUUCAGGGGACGCGCUCUUAUGUCAACUCGGAUCCCUCCUCAUUUUCUUUGUAAUAUCUGCCAUUGGCUUGAUGUAGUGUCCCCAUAAAAACAGAUUAGAAAUAACUCGAUUUCGGCCCAACUGUGCUGCUGUUCAGCUAUCUAAUCUGGUAAACAAGAGCCAACAUAGAGGCUGGAUAUGGAGCUGAACAUUGUCAGAAGAAGGUGAUAAUGUGCAACGAUUACCAGCAAAGUUAAAUGAGGGUGUUAAGAUAUUUUCAAGGUUGUCCAUAAAAAAAAAGAAAUAAUAAUAAAAAAAACAACCAAAAAGACUCUGUGUGUGUGUGUUUGCUGUGACCUGAAACACACAGAAAGGCUGUUUAUUUUCUCUCUCCUCACUCUGUAAAGCUCCUUUAAAGUCACUUUUUUAUGUGGUGUUUUUCUCCACAUUUAGAGGCUGGGAAAUCGCAGCAGGGCUCGUGUAGGCUGAGGAAAAACCUGCACGCGCUCCGAGCAGCUGUCAAUGAAUCUAAUUGAAAGUUAUGAGAGCUUGGUGAGGAGCAGGCACUAAUUCAGUUAGGACUAAUAUCUUUGGGUUUCUGGCGCGCUGCUAAAUUAAAUGUCAUUAUUCACUGUCUCUAUUAAAAAAUCAAAAAGGAAAUGAGAUUAGGGUAUUUGUGAAGCGCAUCAUUGAGUGGCCCUUAAUGAAGAAAUAACUGUCUGAACCAGUGUAGUUCACUUUGCUUAACAUACUGGCGCGUAAUUGGAAUUGAUCUCGGGCCCAUCUAAUAUUAGCCUUGAUUUAUCUGAGGGAUUGCUGUGCGUCUAUGCAAAAUCACCUGAGACUCUCAUUAACACUUUUUCGAGCAUCUUUUACUGCUGGAGCCACAACUGCUUACACACACACACACACACAUACACACACACACUAUAUUCAGGAGCAAUAAUAACAAUAAUAAUAAUAAAAAAUACUAAUCAUAAUAAUAAUAAUAGUAACAUUUUUUUUAAAAAAUACAGCAUUUUGAAUUUUUCUCUGGGAUUAACAAAGUAUCUAUAUAUCUAUCUAUCUAUCUAUCUAUCUAUCUAUCUAUCUAUCUAUCUAUCUAUCUAUCUAUCAUUUUGAAUUAAUGUUCAAAUCGUUGCAUUCUAAAAAAAAAAGCAUCAAACCGUCUUAUUCUGCUAUGGAAAUAUUGUUAAAAUAUUCCUCAAUGUCUCAUUUUAAUUAAAAAAAAUUUAAUUUUAGUGGGAUACUUCCUCACUGUCUUAUUUUAGAUUUAAUCACUGAAAGGGCCAUUUCAUUAAAAAAAAAUCAUAAACCUCUACUUUUAUUUUGAAAAUAUUCAUGAAUGAUUAAUUUCGCCGUAAUAUUUUUAAUAAAGUCGCAUUUUAUUGUGAAAAUAUCUCUUGACGUCGAUUGUAAUCGCGAAGAUUGUGUUGAGACAUCUCCACAUCGUGUUUCUCCUAAAAAAUAAUUUUUUAACUUAUUUUUUAAAGCCAAAAAGGUAAUUUUCCUCAUCUUUUCCUCUGUUUCUGUCUUGUCUUGGUCUCCAAACUUUAUCGACUGUCCUGUUAAUAAUAAAUGUUGGUCGUCGAUGUUCCAAAAUGGCUCCGCGCACGUGCUCAGCUGCACCUUGACUCGUCGUCGUCGUCAUCAUCAUCAUCGUUUUCAUCAUUAUCACGCGCGCCCUUUGUGGCCCACGACCAGCCGCUAAUUUGGCAUCAGUAAAUGAUAAUGACUGCGGGGUCGAAGGGGAGGGGAGAUAAUGUUAUUCACCGUCUGAAUUAGCUUGAUGAUGAUGAUUAACAAUAGGAGCUAGCCUGAAGCUUUGAAGACACACAACAAACUGAAGGCUAGUUUAAUGGAGGGUUUACUCACUAAUAAUAGUCUGAUAAUCACACCCUUCUUUGAGGCCAUGCUAUCUUCUCUUUGCUAAGUUUGUUGGCAUUUUCUUAUACUGUAUUAUUAACUUAAAGUUGCUUAAGUGUUCCCCUUAGGAUUUACUGUGGAGUCUAGUCAUGUUGUGGUUUUAUUUUUCUUUCUUUUUUCCUUUUCUUUUUUAUUUUUUUUUGUGGUGGCCUUCAUAAUUGUCACCCUUUCUGUAUUUUCUUUCAUCACAGUGUACUUUUUUCUUUCUUUUUGCACUAAAAGGUGACUGGUGCCAUCAAAUGAUUUUCCCCCUAUUUUUAUAGUACACAUUAAAUGGCCUUUUUUAGGCACUGUGACUAAAACCAAGAAUAUUAUUAGAGGCUUUUCGUCAAACGCUGCAUUCAGUCUUUUGAUAUUUUUUCCUAACAGAUCAUUUUCUUUUUCUAUCUCAGGUCUGGUUUCAGAACAGAAGAGCAAAAUGUCGAAAACAAGAGAACCAGAUGCACAAAGGUAACCGAAAGUCGCCUUUCAUAACCUCUUUAUUAAUAUUUUUCCUCUCAGUUCCUCUUCUUUUAUUUUAUUUUCUUAAAUUUGACACCAUUUUAACUGCAUGUGUAAAAAACAAACAAACAAAAAAAACUUUGACCUCCUCAUCUCACAUAACAACAACUGUCUGGCUGUCUGACAGACAUCUUUCCCUUCUCUCCAGGUGUUAUUCUGGGCUCUGGCAGUCACCUCGAUGCGUGCAGAGUAGCACCCUAUGUCAACAUGGGCGCCCUGCGGAUGCCCUUCCAACAGGUAGGGAAUAUAUUUUUUGCAAAGCUUUGAAAUUGUCAAAUGUUUAAACAGGAACACAAACUUGAAGUGGAUAUAAAAAUGCAGAAAACGAGCAAAAAUAGAGGCUGGGCUGCUGAGAAAAAGUGGUUACUCAGCAUGUUUUAGGGAGGAGAGAUGCAAAACAAAAAGUAAACAGGUCAAAGAUUCCUCAGUUGUAGGUACGAGUGUGUGUGUGUUGAAGGGUUUGCAUGUUGUGAAGGCCCUCUAUAAUUUCACACGUGAACCUGAGACAUUAUGCAGCUUUAAUGUGAGAGAAAUUGGAGUGUGUGUGAGAGUGGAGCAGUCAGACCUUGCUGCACCUUUCACCUCCUGACUGUGUGCAGAAGAGAGGAGAAGGGUCGGGGAGGUGGACAGACAUCUGAUCUGCUGCUCUGCCUCCGCGUCCCCCGGCCCGCUGUGUUGUCCGCCUGACCCCUUGUGAAAAAGCAGCGGCCUAAUUAAGCCAACAGUGCGGCAGGCAGGCGCGAGCACAUAAAAGAGAUGAUGAAAGCGGGGGGAAUGGAGUGGGCUCUGAUGGAUAUUGGCGUUGAGCUGCGCUGGCAGGGGUGGAGGCUCCAGGCCCGCAUACCGAGAUAGGAGUGCUGUUUGAGGUUGGAAUGGUGCACUGGUAUCACAAUGCAGCAUUUUCAACUAGGGAAUGGAUUAUGGUGUGGUGGGUUAAGGUGCACGAGUUGAUUUCUGCAAAAUUUGAGGUUUGAAUUUGGCCUUGGACCUUCCUAGCAUGUCUGCAUUCUUAUUUUUUUCUCCUCCCAUCUACCAAAAGUAAGGAAAGCUGCUUGGUAAACUCAAGAAUAUGAAUGCUGUGAAUGUGUGUGCGUGUGCGAGACUUCCACGGCUGCAAACAUGAUACACACAGCGUGAUGCACGAGAAUUUCAAGCAGUCACCACCUGUUUUGUCAGGGAUGGGUCCGAUUCUGUCAAAGUUUCGAGAAGCUAAUUUGUACUUUUCCAUCAAGGCUUUUACAUUCGAAUCGAAUUUCAUUUAAAUGCAAUCAUUUAGAUUUGAAAGUUCUCAUCCAAAGCUGCUGUUUGUUCGUGGAUUGUUCCUAAAAGAUUUUAUCGAAGCGUUUGUUGUUUGGCUGUGUUUGGAUGCUGCUGAGCAACUUCAAAUGUGCAGCUCAAAUUUAAUUUUCCCUUUCAUUUAACAACUUCAACAUGAGUCAUUUUCAGUAUUUUUAUCCCCCCCCCCCAGAUAUGAAAGGAGGCAAAGUGAGAAACUAAUAUUUGGCGGAGUUAAAACUUUGACUUUAAAUCGUUCUAUUUUGGUUGGAGUAGAAAGCUCGAACACUUGAGUUUUUCCCCACUUCUUCCUGCGGUGUUUGAAACACAUGAGGAAUGGCAACAGGCUCAGCUCUCUCCCUCUGAAGUUACUGGAUGCUUAAUUUUCACCUACUUCUUAUAAAAUAAUUGCCAAGAAUGUGAAAACUGAUAUUCUAUGCUCCUUAUGGUUCCCUUUUUUCCCCCAUCGACUCAGGAAUAUGUCUGGAUAAAUAUUUAUAACUCCAAAUAUGUGAAUAUCUUUUUAGUGCAAAAUUGUUUAUUUAUGCAAUUGAAUACAUAAUCAGGAUAACAAGACUCGCAUAUUUCCAAGGGUAUAAGCGAGUUCUCAGUCUGAAUUAAACAAAUCUGUUUUGGGUCCUAGAAACACUUUGAUUCUGGACGAUUAAAUUGGAUGUGGUGUCUGAGAGCAAUGUAUGAUUCAUUAACUUUUAGAAUAGCUGACGUGAAAAAAGGGCUAAAGCGCAGAGUGCAGCCUUAACUAUUUUCUUAGAAAACACAGAGUAAGCAACAGCUCCGAGGGGGUAACAUUUGAGGGGGAGUUUAAUGGUGUCAGACUGUGAAACCUAAAUCCUCACACACACAUUCACACACACAAACACAAACACAUGAGGCCUGUCUAACUCUGUGUUUUCCCGUCCCCGCAGGUCCAAGCCCAGCUCCAGUUGGACGGCGUCACCCACUCCCACCCCCACCUGCACCCUCACCUGGCCGCUCACGCUCCCUACCUGAUGUUCCCGCCCCCUCCCUUCGGACUACCAAUCGCCUCGCUGGCUGACUCGGCCUCUGCGGCGGCAGCGGUGGCAGCAGCUGCCAAAAGCAACAGCAAGAACUCAAGCAUCGCCGACCUGCGACUCAAGGCAAGAAAACACGCCGAGGCUCUGGGACUCUGACCCCAACCGGGCCGCCUCUCCGCUCGCCUGAUGCCCACAAUCGCCUCUCACACAAGACUGAGCCUGUGAAAGGGCCGUGACACUCACAGCUAAAACUAAACUAAACAAAAACACUGAGAAGUGAGAAUGAAAGAGAGGAACACAUACAGACAGAGGGGGGAGAGAGAGUGUGUGAGAAAGAGAGAGAGAGGGGGAGGAAAAAAUAAAAAAAAAAGGAGGAGGGGAGCGAGAAAAUUGUCACAAAACCAGCUGCCAAAACAAACCACUUGUAGAGAAACGGUAAUUAAAUACCAGUGAAAUCACCUUUUACUUUUCGCCCCAACAGGCAGGACUUCUGCGGGGCCAGUGGCUCAGUCCACUCCAGGCACAGAUCACAUCCCAAGGACCGUACAAACACAUGUGGAUGUCUGUCUGAGGGCCGGGGGUCCGGGGCCCCGACAGAGCAGACGACGUUAGAACAAAGCAAACUGGCAGACAGCAGCAGCAGCAGGGCCAGAAAAGCAGAGCCGCCUUCGCUCACACUCGCUGUUGUGUUGACAAUACAGACGGGGUUGAACAUUUUUUUGUGGACUCAAACAGCAACUCACGGAAGCGUUUGGAAGUGCUCUCACCUUUACGCUCGUCUCCCCCCCUCUCUCCGGGCUCCCCUCUUCCACCACUUUCACUCUUAAAAACAAAAACAGAAACAGUAACAAACGGCCAUAUUUGUCUCCAACCACUGUGUUCCCUGCUGCUGCAGAGUGCAUGAGCUCUAAAGGAGGACCACACCUGACAUAAACGCUCAACAGCUGUUUUUAACACUGCCGUUCUCCAUGCCCACAGCCCCCCCCUCCUCUGCAAAGUGAAAGCUCUCCAUUACGGUUCGAUACCCGUCUUCUUCUUUGGACUUGUGCUAAAACAAAAGCAACAACUUUAUUGUUCCUUUGCUGCAGAACGGAAAGAUGUUACCCCCCCUCUCUUAUUCUCUCUCUCUGUCUUUAUUUCUUUCUCGUUCUUGUGUUGUAUCCCGGGUAAAGAAGUGAAGAUAGCCUUUGCACUUCAGGGUCUUGUAUGUGGGUGUUUACAAAUGGCACUACAAGCAGAUACUACUUUACUAAUGAAAAAAACGGGGGAAAAGGGGGCAGGGUUUGAUAUCGUCAUGUGAUUCCCAAAAAGGACAUUAUCUUGGAUAAAGGGUAUAAAAAGCGUUUUUGUUUUUUCUCUCUUUUUCUUUUUUUGUAAUUCUGAAAAUAUGAAGAAAGCAUCAGUCAAACUGAAAUGCAAUGGUGUGCAGUUUAAGUGCAAUACUGUAAAUAGCAAAAAAAGUAAAAAAAAAAACAAAAACAAAAAACAGCUAGCAGUUAAUCCUCAACGAUAAAGAGACCCAAUGAUUUUUCAUUUGUUGUUUUUUUUCAUGCACUGUUGAGAGUGUUGAAUUUCUUUGCCAAACACACCGGUUUUUCUAAAGCUGAGUGUUUUAUUGAGUUGGAGAAAAGUCACGUAUCAUGACAAGGUGCCAUAUUCCAAAUAUCCUCUUGUGUGCGUUUGAGCAGUUUUGUAUACAUUCAGUUCAGAUGUUGAGGAAAACCUGAGCACAUUUUUGGAUAUAUUUGGGUUUAAAAUGAUUCAAAAUCUCUAUUUGCUACUCCGCGAACAUUAGAAACACAGAUCUUUCAAUUGAGAUCAAUAAAUCGGCACUGUAAACCAAAACCAAGCAGUCGUUUACAACAGGAUUAGCUUAAUUCUGCAUGUUAGAUGUGACUUUUUAUCAUUCAUUUCAAAACAAUUCUGUACUUAACAAAUUGAUCAAAAACAAACCUUCUGAUUAUUUUGGAGUUCAAGGAUUAUAUCACAAACAUUUCCACACUGCUGUCAGAGCUGCGCCACACAUGUCGAUCUGUUUCAGAUCACUGUACCUCUAACAGUCUCCAAAACCACCUUUCCUCUGCGAACAGACCUCCAUUUAGAAUCGUUUAUCUAUGUCUCCAUUUUAAAUUAAACAUAUUGGUGUUUUAUUUAUUAUUUUGUCUGAAAGUUUAUGAAAGAUAAAAUAGUUGAGCUACAAGUGUACAUUUUUACAUUGCUUUGCAUUUAUUUUUGUAUGUUUUUUUUUUUUUUUUUAAGUGUUAAAUUUGAAUUAGGAGGUGUGGCUGUAGUGCAUUGUUUGCCUAAAGGAAAAAAAAAAAAAUGUAGCGUGUCCGAGUUUACAAACAUUUCAGGGAUGGUUGAAUUGAACAAUACUCCAUGGAAUUUGUUGUACCCAUUCAAAUGACUCUCAUUUUACAUGCAAGCAUGCCUAAACAUGAAUCAUCGUACUGUUUGUUUUCCCCCCUUUUGAUUCACAAAAUAUGAAUGUACAUCUUGUACAAGUAAACUAUCAAUAAAGUUAUAAAUAUUUGUACUUGA